This is a messenger RNA of Nyctereutes procyonoides (raccoon dog), 1979 nucleotides long. It is a transcript of the gene TMEM79, whose product is annotated as transmembrane protein 79. The coding region runs from base 276 to 1463 and encodes 395 amino acids. The record is from RefSeq and is a predicted model, not a curated record. Gene Ontology annotation, biological process: regulated exocytosis. The transcript has 4 exons. NCBI's taxonomy places the organism in Eukaryota, Metazoa, Chordata, Mammalia, Carnivora, Canidae. Gene Ontology annotation, cellular component: lysosomal membrane; trans-Golgi network membrane.
GGGUGUCAUGGGUCCACGUGGCAAGGGAUAGAAGGCCCUAGAGGAGGUGGAGAGACAGGACUCAGCCCCUUCCAGCAGCACUGCGAUGGAGGAAACAGGGAGGGGAGAAAGACAAGAGAGGAGGCAUGGGAACAGCCAUAAUUAGACCUAGACAUCAGAAUGGACAGCCCCAGGCCCUCUGGAGAUGGAGGAUGAAAGACAGGGGCUGAGGAAGAGUGUGGAGACUGCCCAGGGUGAUAUGACCUCAUGGUAGACACCAGAACUGAGGCCCCAGCAUGACAGAACCCGAAACCCUGGCCCUGCUGCAAGUGAAGGGGUCUGAGGCUGUGGAGAAGAGCCUGCCCCAGGCCCUGGUCCCCAAUGGCCAGCAGCCGGAAGGGGAAGGUGGGGCUGAGUCCCACAGAGCUGAGUCCUCCGAGAUGGGGUCUCCAGCUGGAUCUCCUGUGGCUGGAGAGGGGGCUGAGGAUGGUCUCAACAGCACAGUGAGCGAGGCUGCCACCUUGCCGUGGGGGACAGGCCCCCAGCCCAGCGCCCCAUUCCCAGACCCCCCAGGCUGGCGGGACAUCGAGCCAGAGCCACUCCGGUCAGAGCCACCCACCAAGCUAGAGGAGCUGUGCGAAGAUGAUGCCAACUUGCUGCCCGAGAAGGUGGCCCGGGCCUUUGUACCCAUCGACCUGCAGUGCAUUGAGCGGCGGCCCCAGGAGGACGCAGCUGUGCACUGUGAGGCGGGCGAGGGCGAGCGCGGACGGGCCUGCCUGUCCUCCUGGGCUGCUCAGCCUGAGCCCCGCGAGCGCAAGUGGGCUGAGGCCGUGGUGAAGCCGCCUGGACGCUCCUGCAGGGGCUGCAGGGGCUGCGGGGGCCGGGAGGGGCUGAGAGCCGUGGCCUCCAUGGGGGCCGCCCUCGUCCUCUUUCCCUGCCUGCUGUAUGGGGCCUACGCUUUCCUGCCCUUCGAUGCUCCUCGGCUGCCUACCAUGAGCUCUCGCCUCAUCUACACGCUGCGCUGCGGGGUCUUUGCCACCUUCCCCAUCAUCCUGGGGCUCCUGGUGUAUGGGCUGAGUCUGCUGUGCUUCUCGGCCCUGCGGCCCUUUGGGGAGCCACGGCGGGAGGUGGAGAUCCACCGGCGGUAUGUGGCCCAGUCAGUCCAGCUCUUCAUCCUGUACUUCUUCAACAUGGCUGUGCUUUCCACCUACCUGCCCCAAGAGACCCUCAAACUGCUCCCUCUGCUCACUGGUCUCUUUGCUGUCUCCCGGCUCAUUUACUGGCUGACCUUUGCCGUGGGCCGCUCCUUCCGAGGCUUUGGCUAUGGCCUCACGUUCCUGCCCCUGCUGGCCAUGCUGGUGUGGAACCUUUACUACAUGUUCCUGGUGGAGCCUGAGCGCAUGCUAACUGCGGCUGAGAGCCGCCUGGACUACCCCGACCAUGCCCGCUCAGCCUUGGAGCACAGGCCAAGGCCCUGGGGCUGAGGCCUCUGCAGCCUCAGCCCAGCCCUGGCACCUCGGGGGAGAAGCUGCACUACUGCCCCGACUGUCCCUGCUCCCCCCGUUGGUGUAGCCCUUCACCUCAGGAGCCCGGGGCCAUCAUGAGAGAGGGACUUUGACUGGUUUCUUGUGGGGAAGGAGGUGGACAGCUAUGUCCCUUCUGCAUGCUGCAGGCAGGGCAUCAGGAGCAAGGGUGUGUUUCCUUCCCCAGCAGCCCCAGCACUGCCCCCAGGACCCUGCCCCACCCUCCAGCCUCCUGCAAGGCCUCAAGCGGGCAGAGCUAUGGCCAAACUGGCUGUUUCUGUGCCAUUGUCUAAGCAGAGGGCCGCAGGGAGACUGGAAACCUUGCCCAGGCUGAAGAAAAAGACUGGGCAUCCGAUCAAUCAGGACUUUCACAUUUGGUGAAAACCUUCUGGAGGGCCUGGGUUCAGGACCCUCCACUGCUGGCCCUUGUGGGACCUUUAGCUUCAGUUCAGAUAAUUAAAGCUGCUCCAGCCCAGA